This is a messenger RNA of Ostreobium quekettii, 1245 nucleotides long. The record is from the annotation of a GenBank genome assembly. Lineage: Eukaryota; Viridiplantae; Chlorophyta; Ulvophyceae; Bryopsidales; Ostreobiaceae.
AUGGCUCGGAUGGUGCAGUUCGGGGGAUUGCAAGGAGAGACGCUCCCCCUCAACACGACCGGCGCGCCCUUUGGUGUUCGCGACAAGGGUGCGUUCUUGGGAAGAGGGACAAAGCCUGAGGUUUGGUCCAACAUCUGCAAGUUCACAUGUGCCAUCCAAAUGGUUGGGGGCGUGUUCCUCGGGUUGCUGUCAUCAGUAUAUUUGUUUGAUUACAUGAUGACUACUGGAAUGAUCAUUGGAGCGCUUCUGUUUGUUAUUGGAGCCAUUGGUUUCCUUGGAUCGAUGAAGAUGAACAAGGACUUUCUGAACUUCCACAUCGUUGGAGCAAUCCUCACCAUUAUGCUUUCCUUUCAAUUUACUGGACAGGUGUGGAGGGAGGUGGAAGUGGACUGUGCAUUGGCAGAGCUGUACCUCAAGAGCAAUGCAGUAGAAGAAAUCACAAGGAAAACAGCACAGAAUGAGAUGUUUGACACCAUUUACAACCGGAUCAACCAGAUGGAGGACAUGUUGGUUAUGGUGCAUGAUGGUGUCAAGAAGUCAACUGCAUUGCUGAGCGACGGCAAUCCCCUUGCUGACAUUGCUGACGACAGGGACUUUUUCCACAGCAAGUUGGACAUGCUGCACAGACAUGCAUCAGAGAUGCUGCAGGAAAUCAUGGAGAACCCAAACAUCACAAAGGAGAGUGUGGCACAGUGGAAGCCUGAACACAAGAUUGCACUGGAGCAGAAGCUCGCAUCUGCAGAAAAGGUGCUGGGUCGCAUCAAUGAGCACCGGUCAGAUGAGGCAGGACGAGGCAUAAACGCAACAGAGUACGAAGAACUCCUGCACGCGGUCACAGCUGCUUUCUUGACACCAUCCGAGCCAAACAAUCCCACUGAAAAAGACACCUCAGAACUUGCAGAGGCACACGAUGAUCUGGAAGAGACUCAGGACUCGAUCACCCGCCUUCAGUCGGCAGUCAAGAAUCUGGACGAACUCACUGAGGAUAACGAACAAGUUUCGAAGCAAUUGAAGGAGCGACGGGCUCACUGGAAUACUGAGUACAUCAAAAUUCUCCAACGCUCACGGCAGUCUCAAAGGAAUGCGCAUGUCAACACGCUGGAGAACAUGCCAGAGCAUUGUAUCAAGGAGAACACUGGCAUAGAGUACAUGGGAUUUGCUGGACUGGCGGUAGCUGUGGCCCAACUCGUGUCGAUUUAUUUUACCCUGUGCCUCCAGUUCCGAAUUCCUUUGAAAAUGGAGUAG